Capronia coronata CBS 617.96 is the source of this 966-nucleotide messenger RNA. RefSeq lists its product as uncharacterized. The transcript has 3 exons. The record is from RefSeq and is a predicted model, not a curated record. The coding region runs from base 1 to 966 and encodes 321 amino acids. Lineage: Eukaryota; Fungi; Ascomycota; Eurotiomycetes; Chaetothyriales; Herpotrichiellaceae.
AUGGCUCCAAUCGCAGCGACAAUGACCACCUCCAUGGCUCUCUUCCUUCUGACCAUCCUCGUUGCUUUCCCUGUCGUAUCGGCCCAUCCCAGCAACGCCACCAGUCCCAGCUUCGACAUCUGCGAGUGGAAGGACGCGAUGCCACUUCUGUACCAUGAGUACGGCACGGUGCAAUGCCCAUGCCUCUUCUAUCUCCUGGAGAAUGGAGAGUGUGAGCGGAAGUCCUGGAUCAGUGGGUGCUCCAGUUUCUGUCAGGUCCGGACGACUUUCUACCAUGGCGAGGAGCAGCCGUACGUGCGUGUGCCUGUGUGUCGUGGCGGUCUCACUUGUACUUUGUCGGAGUCUGUCCACCAGAACUACGCAUGGAAGGCAAAGCUGAACUUCAACGUCAAGAUUCAAGUACUUACUGCAGGCAUCACGCAAGGCUACAGCACGAAGUCCGGCAUCACGCAAGGCUACAAGUUCAGCAAGACUCUCCCCGACGGCGAAUGCGGCUACUUCACCUUCAUCCCAAUCUACAAAGGCACUUGCGGGAGCUCCACCGAGUGCUACGGCAGCCGGUGCAAUGACGACUGCUACACUCAAGGCAAUGUCUGCGUCGAGCAGCUGGUCGGCUACAACGCGCACGACGAUAUCCACGACUGGCGGCCCAUCCGGGGCAUCGUGGUCUUUGUCUAUGUCGACUGUCUCACCUUGGCUCCACUGCCGGACGAGAAGCAAGACCCGGCGUUCAGCCAACCAGGUGUUCGGCUGCCUCGCGACUAUCACCCCAUGAUCCGCGCGUAUGAGAAUCUGUGGAAGGCGUCGCUUCAAGGUCCCCUCACUGCCCAGGUCGAGACGCCUUACUGCGGAACCCGAAUGCCGGUGAAUGCGAGCAUGUGUUUUAUGGGUUGGUGUUUCUGCAUGUACUGGCUAGCUAUUAGUCUCACUCUUACAGCCGAGAUCCGCUGGCUGGUUGACUGGUAA